Sphaeramia orbicularis (orbiculate cardinalfish) is the source of this 4598-nucleotide messenger RNA. RefSeq names its product AE binding protein 1b (gene aebp1b). Gene Ontology annotation, molecular function: metallocarboxypeptidase activity; DNA-binding transcription repressor activity, RNA polymerase II-specific; RNA polymerase II transcription regulatory region sequence-specific DNA binding. The record is from RefSeq and is a predicted model, not a curated record. The coding region runs from base 651 to 4256 and encodes 1201 amino acids. Gene Ontology annotation, biological process: protein processing; regulation of DNA-templated transcription; peptide metabolic process. NCBI's taxonomy places the organism in Eukaryota, Metazoa, Chordata, Actinopteri, Kurtiformes, Apogonidae. The transcript has 22 exons.
CUCCUAUCCUGCUGUUCUACUCUGUGGUGAGUCUGCAGGGUGAAAGAUCUCCACCGAGGAAUUCAACAGGCUCUGCAGACAAAAAUGUCCCGACACCGGCUUCUUUCUUUGACCAGGAGGUCUGCAGUGUGAGGCCUUCAUCAGCACUCCCUCACCCUCCUCCUCCUCCUCCUCCCCCCUGGUUCCUGUCUGAGCUCUGCACCUGUUCUGACUCGUCAACCAGGUGAAGGAGAUCCUCUGUCCUUACAUUGUUUUUUCAGCUGACCAUAGCUGGAGGGCAAUUAGGAGCCCAGUCUUUUCAUUUGACUAGAUUGCUGCUUUGCUCUGUAUCUCCCACUCUGUCUUUCUUACCCACCUCCAUUCCCUCCCCGUCUAUCCCUACCCCCCUCCCACUCCAUCUCCGUCUAGCCCAGUCUGAGCUGGGUUGACACUGUGGCUACGGUUAAGUGUGGAGCUGCACAAGUUUCCCUGCAGGAGUAAAAGUGCAGAUCACAUGGGAAGGACACAGGAAGCGCAAGAGUGACAUAUAAGCCUUCAAGAGGAUAAAAGACAGAGUUGAAAUUGGAUUGAGCACUGGAAGGCUGAAAUACAGGAGUAAGAAAAAAACUCAAACCAAACCAAAGGAUUCUGCAGUUGGAAGAGUAGCAGGUAUGAAAAGCCAGACUGUGGUUGUGUCUGUGGCUCUGCUGCUGGCCUUGUGUUGCCUGCUGAUCCCCAGAGGAGGGGAGAGUGCUGGGGGGAUAGUUUCUCUCCGGCAGUCUGAAGAGGAGGCACAGGCUGGGGUUCAACUACGAGAUGAGUCCCUGGAUGACCCAGAAAGUGAGCAAGAUCACCCACUGGGGAGCAUCCACAAGGUGAAGAGAGACACAGGAGAGGCUGCCCAGGCGGUCUCCUCAGGUGUUCCAGGCAGAGUGAGGAGAGCACCAGAAGAAGGUAAGAAGAAGAAGAAAGACAAGAAAAAGAAUAAAGAGCCCAAGGACCCCAGUGCCACCAAAAAGCCCAAAGGUGAAAAGAAGAAGAAGAAAGACAAGACGACAACAACCCUUCCACCCACCACAACAGCGAUUCCAACAGAGCCGCCCACAGAGCCGUACACAGACUAUCCCUAUCCCGAUGUCGAUGAUUACUGGAAACCGGAAGAUGACUACUGGGAUGCUGAUCCCACUCCAUCCCAGCCUCAGCCUGAGACCUUGAGUACAGAUCCUCCUUAUGACUACUGGAAGCCAGAGGAAGGAGACACAGCUGGUCCUGUGACAGACACGUAUGAUGACUACUGGAAACCAGAGGAGACAGAUCCAGUAAAACCAGUAACUGAUGGCUAUGAUGACUACUGGAAACCAGAGGAGACAGGUCCAGUACAACCAGUGACUGAUGCAUAUGACAGCUUUUGGAAACCAGGGGAGGAAGACCCAUACGCUCCUGUGACUGACAACUAUGACACCUGGACGGAGCCAGUGGCCACGCCCCCUGCCCCUGAGGUUGAUGGGAGGGCUGGUACAGAUGACAGCGAUUACUGGGAUGCCACAUAUGAAGUUCCAGAUAACCUUCCAUUCCCUGAUGGUAAAGAGGUCAGCCCUGAAAUAGAAGUAGAAACACUUCCAGACGAACCCACAGCCACUCCUUCCUAUGAGAGGAACUGGUACGAUGACUACGACGAAUAUGGAAUGAGAAGGAAAGAAGACGAGACAGACUUAAAAUGGAUGGAAAAAGAAAGAGAGAGAGCAGCGAAGGAAAGAGAGAGGGAAGAGAAGGAGAGAGCGCAGAAACUGAAGGAGGCAGAGGAACGAGCCAGGCAAAGACCACGUGUCUUCAAAGAGCCAAAAAAAUGCCCUCCAUUGGGGUUGGAGUCCCACAAAGUUGAACCAGACCAGCUGUCAGCGUCCUCUGCAGCUCAGUAUCGUUAUGCAGCUCAGAGGGCACGCCUCAACAUGCAGGGCUCAGACGAUGAAGAUAACAUGAGAGGAGGUGCAUGGUGUGCAAACGCAGAGGACAGGAUCCACUGGUUUGAGAUUGAUGCACGCAGGGAAACAGAGUUCACAGGGGUUAUAACACAGGGACGAGACUCACUGAAUGAGAGCGACUUUGUGACGUCCUACUACCUGGCUUUUAGUAAUGACAGCAGAGAGUGGUCCACCAUUCAUGAUGGAUAUGCUGACUGGUUAUUCUUUGGAAACAGUGAUAAGGACACUCCAGUGAUGAACCAGCUGGCAGAACCAGUGCUGGCUCGCUACAUCCGGAUCAUCCCUCAAAGCUGGAAUGGCUCGCUCUGUAUGAGGCUGGAGGUCUUAGGCUGCCCCGUACUUGAUGCAGCUGAAGUCCAAUACAGACAAAAUGAAGUGACCCCUGUGGAUUACUUAGAGUUCAAACAUCACAGCUACUCAGAAAUGGUUUCACUUAUGAAGUCUGUGAAUGACGAGUGUCCCAACAUCACCCACAUCUACAGCCUGGGCCGCAGCUCCAAGGGCUUGGACAUCAUGGCUAUGAUCAUAUCUGGAAAUCCCACAGAACAUGAAAUAGGUGAGCCUGAAAUGCGCUUCACGGCGGGUCUCCAUGGAAACGAGGCAACAGGUCGGGAGCUGCUCCUGCUCCUGAUGCAGUACCUGUGUAAAGAGUACAAAGACAGGAACCCCAGAGCCCAGCGGCUGGUGGAAGGAAUACGUAUUCACCUGGUGCCCUCACUCAACCCUGACGGACACGAAGAAGCUUUUGAAGUGGGAUCAGAGCUCAGUGGAUGGACCACAGGCCACUUCACAGAGGAGGGUUUCGACAUCUUCCAGAACUUCCCAGAUCUGAACAACAUCCUGUGGGAGGCUGAAGAUAAGGGCAUGGUACCGAAACUCAUGCCAAACCAUCAUGUGCCAAUACCAGAGAACUUAGAGACCAACAACUCGAUUGCUGUGGAAACCAGGACCAUAAUCUCCUGGAUGAAAAACUAUCCAUUUGUGCUGGGUGCGAAUUUCCAGGGCGGGGAGAGAGUUGUGGCUUAUCCUUAUGACAGUUUACGUUUCAACAAGCCUGUCGAGAGCCAGAAAAACGUCCACAGCCGCAAGAAGAGACAGUAUGAAGAGGACAGGUAUGAAGAAGGUUUCGAUGUGACAGAGUGGGGAAGGGGCUACCAUGAGGAGCCAGAGGAGGACUGGAGGGGGAGGGGAUACGCAGAGCCAGAGGAGGAAUGGCGGGGGCACGGCUACGAUCAUGGGUACGACCACGGAUACGACCACGGCUACAGUCACGGUUACGAACACAGAGAGGAGGAGGACGACGACAGGAGGAGGGGGGCAGGGUAUCAAUACACCGAGCCUGAGGAUGAGCCACGGGUGACUGCAGAUGAGUCCCUGUUCAGAUGGCUGGCCGUCUCCUACGCCUCCACACACCUGACCAUGACACACAGCUACCACGGCUCCUGCCAGGGAGACAGCGCAGGAGCAGGUCACGGCAUCGUCAACAGGGCCAAAUGGAAACCCAUCACAGGAAGUAUGAAUGAUUUCAGCUACCUGCACACUAACUGUUUUGAGUUGUCCGUCUUCCUGGGCUGCGAUAAGUUCCCACAUCAGAGUGAUUUGUCGUACGAGUGGGAGAAGAACAAAGAGGCAAUGCUCACCUUUAUGGAACAGGUGCAUCGCGGCAUCAGAGGUGUUGUCAAGGAUCAGCAGGGGAACCCCAUAGCAAACGCCACAAUUUCUGUGGAGGGGAUAAAUCAUGACGUCACCACAAGUCCAACAGGAGACUACUGGCGGUUACUGAACCCAGGAGAGUACCGUGUGACGGCACGAGCUGAGGGCUUCUCUCCUGUGACCAAGCUCUGUGUGGUGGGAUACCAAUCAGGAGCAACCGCCUGCAGCUUUAACCUGGCCAAGUCCAACUGGGACCGCAUUAAACAGAUCAUGGCCCUCCAUGGCAACAAGCCUAUCCGCCUGAUCACUCAGGGCAACACCAGAGUGCAGUACGCCACAAGUGUUAACAGCAACAGGCGUGUAGUUGGAAGCAACAAUGGGUAUUCCACAAAUUCACAGGUCAGCCCAGAUCGGUUGAGGCGGCUCAGAAUAGCUCGUCUCCGCCGCCUUCGCCAGCAAAAAUUAAUGAGGUUAAGAUCGACGACAACAUUACCCCCAACAACCACAAUUCCCACAACUCCAGAGACCACAACUUCCUGGUUUGACUCAUGGCCGAUAGGGGAGGGUCAGUCCUCAACACCCGGUGGGUUCACAGACUCCAUCCUAGAUUAUAACUAUGAGUACAAGAUUGAUGACUAUUAAAUCUAACACGUGUCCUGUUCCUAUAAGCACACUCUCCUACUUAUAGUGCUAACCACAAUGUUGAUCAAGAGGAACUCACUUUGAAUGAAAUCCAAGCAAUGAAAUUCAGAGUCAGUUCUUUCAAUGUAACUGUUCAUUGUGUAUAGAAAAUGUAUCUAUUUCUUACACCUGUAAAAAAAAAAGUCCCUUUCCGUAAAUGGACUUAUUAAUUAAUAGUAAACUGGUCACAUUGCAUUGUUAGGGUCUGUUAUUCAGUCUUUUUAUGAAUGCUUUUUGCUUCAUAAAGAGAUCUUUAUUGUGGAUGCACAUUAAAAUCAUGACAUGUUUUACUUCACAACAGUU